This is a messenger RNA of Cladophialophora psammophila CBS 110553, 4623 nucleotides long. RefSeq names its product phospholipid-translocating ATPase. NCBI's taxonomy places the organism in Eukaryota, Fungi, Ascomycota, Eurotiomycetes, Chaetothyriales, Herpotrichiellaceae. Gene Ontology annotation, molecular function: magnesium ion binding; ATP hydrolysis activity; ATP binding. Gene Ontology annotation, biological process: phospholipid translocation. The record is from RefSeq and is a predicted model, not a curated record. Gene Ontology annotation, cellular component: plasma membrane. The coding region runs from base 1 to 4623 and encodes 1540 amino acids. The transcript has 4 exons.
AUGGCUCGAAUACACUUUACCAGCGGCGAGACAAACGUCUCGAAGCCUGUCAAGAGAAUGCGCUGGGCCACAACCCGGAAACCCGGUCAAAGCGGAGCGAAAAAGAGACUCUCUCUGCUUCAAAGAGUGCCCAAAGUAACUGUCUCAACCUACGAAGAGAAGCCGGCCGGUCCCAAAAGCACCGGUCUGAUCACGGACGAGAGCCCCCUCGGCGAGCAGCAAGUACACGAGGAAUCCCAUGGACGCCAAAUCUAUGUCAAUCUACCCCUUCCGCCCGAAGCAAAAACAGAAGAUGGCCAUAUCAAGGCUCAAUACUCGAGGAAUAAGAUUAGGACGGCAAAAUAUACUCCUCUAAGUUUCGUGCCCAAAAACUUGUGGUUUCAGUUCCACAAUAUUGCUAAUAUAUACUUCUUCUUUAUCGUUAUUCUCAGUAUAUUCUCCAUUUUCGGCGCCUCGAACCCCGGUCUCGGGUCGGUUCCCUUGAUAUUCAUCUUGACGGUGACGGCCAUCAAGGAUGCUGUGGAGGAUUGGCGCAGAACGGUGCUGGACACCGAACUCAACAACUCCCCCGUAUACCGACUGGUGGAUUGGGAAAACGUCAACUCCUCUGAUGAUGAUAUCUCCCUGUGGAGGCGGGUCAAGAAGGCCUGCACGAGAUCGGUUAUUUCGACCUAUCGCUGGAUGAAGACCUUGAGGAAAGGCCAACCCAAACGGUCAGAAAAGGAUGCGGUUGCGGAUCACCCCGGUUUGCAAAGGAAUCAUUCGGUCGCUACAAGGCAUACAAUUCGAAGCUCGAUCUACUCGGAAGAAGGCGAUUCGUUCCACUCCUCUCAGAGCCAAACUGGCGAUGACAUUGCCAUGACACCCGUGCCAUCCCCGGGUUACCGAUCCAGCCUCUCCCCAGAUGCCACUGGCGGACCUCCGAGCAGUGCAUUCUCGUACGAAACAGCGGAUGAGGCUCGCGCUGGUGGAGACAACGCACCUUCGAUGCUGCGAACGCAAAAUUCCUCAAAAAGGAAGAGCGCCAUUCCCCCAAAGAAGGACUAUGGCACUGUGAUCAACCCUCACAAGGAUGUCCGUGAUACCGCCCGCUUCAAGAAAGACUACUGGAAAAAUGUCAAAGUGGGCGAUUUUGUUCGUAUCUACAAUGACGAACCCGUCCCGGCCGACAUCGUCGUUCUGUCGACGUCUGACCCCGAUGGUGCAUGCUAUAUCGAAACGAAGAACUUGGACGGCGAAACAAAUUUGAAGGUCCGUCAUGCUCUUCAGGCAGGACGAAAAGUCAAGCACGCCAAAGACUGCGAGUUCGCCGAGUUCUUGAUCGAUAGUGAGGGACCCAAUCCAAACUUGUACGCUUACAGUGGCGUGGCUCGAUGGCAACAGCAGGACCCCAAAAAUCCCAACGGGCCCACGCGAGACAUGGCCGAACCUAUUACUAUCAACAACAUGCUUCUGCGUGGCUGCAGCUUGAAAAACACUGAAUGGAUUCUCGGUGUGGUUGUGUUCACCGGCAAUGAGACCAAAAUCAUGCUUAACUCGGGCAUUACCCCCAGCAAACGGGCGCGAAUGGCUAGGGACCUAAACUGGAACGUCAUCUACAACUUUAUCAUUUUGUUCUUCAUGUGUCUGGUUGCCGGUAUCGUGCAAGGUGUCACCUGGUCCGAAAACAACAACUCCUUGAACUUUUUUGAGUUUGGUUCCAUUGGCGGCAACCCUCCGACGGACGGCUUCAUCACUUUCUGGGCCGCCGUGGUCCUGUUCCAGAACUUGGUCCCCAUUUCCUUGUACAUCACCUUGGAAAUCGUCAGAUCCAUUCAAGCCUUCUUCAUUUGGUCCGAUAUCCACAUGUACUAUGAGAAACUUGAUUACCCUUGUACCCCCAAGAGCUGGAACAUUUCGGAUGAUUUGGGACAGAUCGAGUACAUUUUCUCGGACAAGACCGGGACAUUGACUCAGAAUGUUAUGGAGUUCAAAAAGUGCACCAUCAACGGAGUUCCAUACGGCGAGGCUUACACCGAAGCCGAAGCAGGGAUGCGAAGGAGACAAGGCGUUGACGUUGAGGCCGAGGCCGCCCGAGUCCGUCAAGAAAUUGCGGAAGCACGUGUUGAGAUGUUGAAAAUGCUCCGCAAGAUCUACGACAAUCCUUAUCUCCACGAUGACGAGCUCACAUUUAUUUCUCCGACCUUUGUGGCUGAUCUAAAUGGACAAUCGGGUGAGGCACAACAAGCGGCGGCAGAACAUUUCAUGAUUGCUUUGGCACUUUGUCACACGGUCAUCACGGAAACGACCCCAGGUGACCCACCAAAGAUCGAAUUCAAGGCGCAGUCUCCUGAUGAAGCUGCCCUUGUCGCAACGGCGCGCGAUAUGGGGUUCACGGUCUUGGGUCGUACGAACGACGACCUCCACGUUAAUGUCCUCGGCGAAGAUCGGACCUACCGGAUCCUGAACACUCUCGAGUUCAACUCGACACGAAAGCGGAUGAGUGCCAUUGUGCGUAUGCCGGACGGAAAGAUCAAGCUGUUCUGCAAAGGUGCCGACAGCAUGAUUUAUUCCCGUCUCGCUCGUGGCCAGCAGCAAGAACUUCGCAAGGCAACCGCCGAAAACCUGGAAAUGUUCGCUCGUGAGGGUCUCAGGACGCUCUGUGUGGCGGAGAGAGAUCUUGACGAAGACUUCUACCAAGAAUGGAACAAAGAUCACGACUUCGCCGCUCAAGCUCUGACCGACCGAGAGGACCGGCUUGAAGAGGUGGCCGAUAGAAUUGAGAGAGACCUUAUACUCCUUGGAGGCACGGCCAUUGAAGAUCGUCUGCAAGAUGGCGUUCCCGACACGAUUGCUCUGCUUGGCCAAGCAGGUAUCAAACUUUGGGUCCUUACCGGCGACAAGGUCGAGACCGCCAUCAACAUUGGCUUUUCUUGUAAUUUACUCUCGAAUGAGAUGGACUUGAUCUUAUUCGACAUUCCCGAGGCCACUGUCGAUGAAGCUGCGAAGCUGUUGGAUCAACAUCUCCAGACUUUCGGGUUGACAGGUUCUGACGAGGAGCUCGCAGCCGCUCGACUUGUUCACGAGCCUCCACCCCCAACCCAUGCUUUGGUCAUUGACGGAGAGUCUCUCAAGCUUGUUUUGCGAGAUGAGCUGAGACAGCGCUUUUUGGUCUUGUGCAAACAGUGCAAGUCUGUCCUUUGUUGCCGAGUCAGCCCUGCACAAAAAGCGGCCGUCGUUCAACUGGUCAAGAAUGGACUGGACGUCAUGGCAUUGUCUAUCGGUGAUGGUGCUAAUGAUGUUGCUAUGAUUCAGGAGGCUGACGUCGGCGUCGGCAUUGCUGGCGAAGAAGGGCGACAGGCGGUCAUGUCGUCCGACUAUGCGAUUGGUCAAUUCCGUUUCCUACAGCGACUGGUGCUCGUCCACGGUCGUUGGUCUUACCGCCGUCUCGCUGAAAGCAUUGCCAACUUCUUCUACAAGAACCUGGUCUGGACCUUUGCUCUAUUCUGGUACCAGAUAUACAACAACUUUGACAUCACCUACCUCUUUGACUACACCUAUAUCCUUCUGGUGAACUUGGCCUUCACCUCUGUGCCUGUGGGUCUGCUGGGUAUCCUGGACCAAGACGUGAGUGACAAGGUGUCCCUUGCAGUACCUCAGUUGUACCGACGUGGAAUGGAGCGAAAAGAAUGGACUCAAACGAAGUUCUGGCUAUACAUGGCUGACGGCUUGUACCAAUCUGCUAUUUGCUACUUCAUGGCCUAUCUCCUUUUCCAGCCUGCGACUUUCGAGACAGAGAACGGACGAGGCAUUGCCGACCGAAGCCGCAUGGGUGUAUUUGUCGCCUGUGUUACCAUCAUCGUGAUCAAUUCCUACAUCCUCCUCAACACAUACAAGUGGGACUGGAUCAUGGUGUUGGUCACCGUCAUCAGCUGCCUUUUGAUCUUUGCCUGGACUGGGAUCUACUCGUCUUUCGAGGCGUCCUUCCAAUUCUACAAGGCCGGAUCCGAGGUCUACGGGCAAUUAACGUUCUGGGCGUUGACACUGCUGACAUUUGUGAUAUGUCUGCUACCUCGCUUCUGUGUGAAAUACUUCCAGAAGAACUACAUGCCCUACGACAUUGACAUUGUUCGGGAGCAGGUUCGGCAGGGGAAGUUCAAAUACUUGGACGACUACGGGGCAUACAUUCCUCCCAAGGUCGUCGACAUUUCUGGGACAUCAUCUGAACAACCUGAAGAAGUCCCUGUGGAGGCAAGGGAGCAGCCGCAACAGCCUCACCACGCGCGAUAUGGGAGCAUGGCAGAAUCGCAGCGGCCCAUUUACCCACCGUCAGAAGCCCCGACCCGUCACCCUCACAGCCAAACGGGCAGUGACGGCACGGACAGAACCCAGCCAUCUUUUGAUACGGCUGGAUUUCACGGGGAUUCGUCUACACCCGAGAAGUUACGGCGGAGGAGACCCUCCGUGGAACGCGCUCGCUCAUCAUUUGAGAGGCAACGCCAGUCUUUCGACAAGCUCAGACCGAGCUUCGAAGGCAGUCGUGAUUUCACCAGCGCCGCCAUGCUGUCAAAGAUGGAAUCUCAAUAUUCCCAACCUGGUCUCAGCGAGGUGAAUACUCGAGUGAUCCCUGAGGAGAACGUGUAG